Molecule: messenger RNA, 1941 nt
Organism: Rhinolophus ferrumequinum (greater horseshoe bat)
Lineage: Eukaryota; Metazoa; Chordata; Mammalia; Chiroptera; Rhinolophidae
Gene: FBXO15
Product: F-box protein 15
Exons: 10
Coding region: 51-1322 (423 amino acids)
Molecular function (GO): protein binding
Source: RefSeq, a predicted model, not a curated record
CGCCUUUUUCUCCAGACUUCGCGCAGCGCCGGUUUUCCCGCCGGGUCUCCAUGGCGACUGGACGCGGCCGGCUUCUGCUGCAGCACUGGCUCGGCCUCCAGGCGCUGCGCCUGCCGCUUGGCGGCGUCGGCGCGGCCCCCGGGAGCGGCGGGUUCAGAAAGGGAGCCGGGGUGGAAUUUGCUGCCGGCUGGACAAUGCUGAAGCAGUAUGCCAGGUGCGGAAGGAAGUGUGAGGGACCCUCUGCUGCCUGCUCUGUGUCCCUGGAUGGCAUGCCUCCGGAAAUCUUGCUGAAGAUACUGUCUUACUUGGAUGCUGUGACCCUGCUGUGUGCUGGCUGUGUGAACAGGCGCUUUUAUCAUCUGGCCAAUGACAAUUUUAUUUGGAUCAGAAUCUACUCAACUGCCUUUUCACCUAAGAGAUCUAGUUGGAAAGUUAAUUCAGUAGCGAAGACCGCCGUGUCUGCGAACUUACUGUCAGUUGAGGAUAAAGAAGCUGGAUAUUGGAAGAAAGAAUAUAUCACAAAACAAAUAGCCUCUGUAAAAGCAGCACUAGCUCAGCUUCUGAAACCUGUUAGCCCUUACACUGGCCUUCCGGUGAAAACCAAAGAGGCCAUCAGAAUAUCUGGUCUAGGUUGGGUAAUUAUAUUGAAAGAAAAGAGUGGAAGAGAAUAUGUCAUGGACCACGUUGAGCUUUCCGUAAAUGAUUCAUCUGUGACGAUUGUGUGGUAUGGCAAAAAUUGGCCACGUCUAGCCACAUUGUCAACUUUAAAUCUGUGUGGUGUGACACCAGUUUUUAUGGACCGGUCCAAAAUCCCCACCAAAAAUGGACCUAGAUGGCACUCUCUAAUUGCAAAGUACAGUCUGAGUCAUUUCCCUGAAUCCACCAUGAUUGGCUGUGACAGACUCAUUCGGAUCUUCCAUCUAAACCCAGGCCUCCUGGUGGGGCUGUGGAAGAGGGAGGAAGAGCUGGCCUUUGUUACUGCGAAUCUGCACCUCCAUCACCUUGCGGAGAGGAGCACGUUAGGCUCGGCUGCUCUCCCCUACGAGCUGCCUCCUCAUACCCCCCGUUUGGAUGACACCCCAGAGUAUGGACUGCAUGGCUACCAACUCCAUGUUGAUAUGCACAGCGGUGGAAUUUUCUACCUGUGUAGUACAUUUCGCAAUCUCUUUACCAAGAAAGGACAUAUUGAAAAUGGAUAUGCGAAGCUCAUUGUGAUCCAUUUUAAAAAUAACACAGAACACCUUCCUCUUGUUGGAAAAGUUGGCCUCUCCUGGAGAACUGAUGUUUUUGAUGGCUGUAUAAAGCUUUUUUGUGUGGGAUGAAUAGGAUCUUCAUAUUGAGGGGGACCCAUGUCCUGUGAACGCAGGACCCUCCAGUGACGUGGCUUUUCUUUGCCACACGGGUCUGCACCCCUGUCAGAACCAUCAGUCAUGAGGACUGAGGCCACAGACAGUGAGACCACUGAGCGUUAGAAGGACUUACCUAUCCCCAAGGACACUUGCUGCUUGAAUAGCACUGAAUCCCGCGCAGCUGGAAAUCCACGUGGAACUUGAGACUCCCCCCAAACUUAAUUCCUCAUAGCCUGCUGGUGGCUGGAAGCCUUACGGAUCACGUGACGGUCAGUUACCAUGUAUCUUGUAUGUUACAUGUGUCUUAUCCUGCGUUCUUACAAUAAAGUAGGCCAGACAGAAGAAAAUGUUACGAAGAACAUCUAAAGGAAAGUACAUCUACAGUAUUUAUUGGAGAUAACCCACGUAUAGGUGGACGUGUGCGGUCCCAGCCCGGCUGUUCAGGUCAGCUGUGUCAACUCUCCGGCCACUUGCUGGUUGGUAUAAUGAGAUAUUUUGUUCUGUUUGCAUGUAAGCAAAUAUUUAAAUUUUGGUAAAGAUUAUGUUUGUUGCACACAAAAGAAUGUUCAAGACCACAGACCUGACCUUUCAA